UUAUUUUCCAUUUUCGAAGUCCGGUCUGCAAACUUAUUGGUCUAACAAGCCAAGAACUUCAGUGGAGAUUCAAGAUCAUCACAUUCAAGUCAACGAUGGGGUGUGAUUCUCGCUUCGAGAUCCAUCAAAACGCCUACAUCAAGCUCGUCCUACAUGCAAUCAAGCACAAAACUUCCGCCGUUAAUGGCGUUCUCCUUGGCUCCACCUCAGCUUCUGCUGACGUUGUCGAAGUUGUGGAUGCAGUCCCCCUGUUCCACUCCCAACUCUCCAUCCUUCCUCCCCUCGAAAUCGCCCUCUUCAUGAUAGAGGACUACUGUAGUAAUAAUGAUUUGAGCAUUGUUGGUUACUUUCACGCCAAUGAGCGUUUUGAUGAUGCCGAACUUGGAACUGUCCCAAAGAAUAUUGCUGAUCAUAUCCACCAAUAUUUUCCUCAGGCUGCUUUGCUUCUGUUAGAUGCCAAGAAGCUCGAAGCUUUACUCAAGGGUAAAGAUAGGAGUCCUGUGAUGCAGCUUUAUACAAAAGACGCCUCCAGGACCUGGAAACUUGUAGGAUCUGAUGGAAAAAGUCAAUUUACUUUCAAGGAGCCUGCAGCAAACACAGUUCUUUUGGAUUAUAUUUCAUCAGAGAAAUGGAAAGGAAUAAUAGAUUUUGAUGACCACCUCGAUGACAUUAGCAAGUAAAGUAUUAUCCUUUUUUAUGUGCCUGGUUUAACCUUUACAAAGUAAUCUGAUAUUAUUUGCAAUAAUGAAUGUUUCUUGGCAGGGACUGGCUCAACAAGGAUCUCUUUAAAUGAUAUAUAUCUUCUUGGAAAGAGCAUUGUAUUUACAUGAGGCUGGUUUAUUUGCAAUCUGUGCCCUUAUUAAGAAAUGAUCUGGUAUGCUCGGCCAACUAUAAAUUUGGAACUGGACGUGGGCUUUGUUUAGAAUGGUGGCUGUUUUCUUAAAUUGUGCCAAUUGUUUUUUAUCUUGAAACAAAUAGCAACAUCUGCUUGUUUUGGUAAGUUUUCACAUUAGAUGAAGAAAAACAAUUGAAUCUAGAGUUGAGGAAUGACAUUUGCAUUUAUCCACCAACAUUACUGCUCCGUACUACACAGCAUUAGGAAUCUCAAGUCUUAACUCUCAAACAUAAAGUUUACAUGUCAA
This is a messenger RNA of Cuscuta epithymum, 1142 nucleotides long. The record is from the annotation of a GenBank genome assembly. Lineage: Eukaryota; Viridiplantae; Streptophyta; Magnoliopsida; Solanales; Convolvulaceae.